This is a messenger RNA of Silurus meridionalis, 5370 nucleotides long. It is a transcript of the gene erc2, whose product is annotated as ERC protein 2. Lineage: Eukaryota; Metazoa; Chordata; Actinopteri; Siluriformes; Siluridae. Gene Ontology annotation, cellular component: cytoskeleton of presynaptic active zone. The record is from RefSeq and is a predicted model, not a curated record. Gene Ontology annotation, biological process: neuromuscular synaptic transmission; maintenance of presynaptic active zone structure; regulation of synaptic plasticity. Gene Ontology annotation, molecular function: structural constituent of presynaptic active zone. The transcript has 21 exons. Bases 438 to 3353 code for a protein of 971 amino acids.
UAAACAUGAGCGAGCGACGCGCGCUCCCGCAACGUUUAUUUCAGCGGAUACGCGCGGCCGCGUGAACGCGCGAUAUGUGUGGGACGUUUUCGCGACUGACCAAGAACACAGCUCCGUACUUCAUCCGGUUAUAUAACAGAAGGUCUGAGGUCCUUAACUACCAGGCUGUCAGUAAGAAAGACCUAUAUGCAGCUGCAACACUAGUUUAUCACAUCGUUUGCAGAAAAUUACACGUUUACGUUAACGUUUUCAUUAGGGUUAAGUGAACUAAUCAGAUCAUGCCAAACUAGACUGUUGAUGACAGUUUAACUGGCAAGCAUUACAAACAUUUAACAAAACAAAAAUGUUUCCUUAUGAUAAUGCUGCAUUCAAAAAGAAAAACAAGUGAGCAAGCUUUAAGGUUCAUGUUGCUACAGCUCUACUAGUUAAAAACUCUAAUGUAUAGUGCACAGUCAGCUAGCCAUGCUGAGGCUAAUCCAUUGCAUUCCCCUCAACUCCAUUCUUCUCCCAAAGUGGGCCGACAUCGGGCAAAUGCUGGCAGAAAAGGCAGUGAGUGUGGAGUUGGCAGAAAGACCCUGUCAAUGGAGAACAUCCAGUCCCUCAAUGCUGCUUAUGCAGCCUCUGGCCCUGUCUAUGUGAGUGAUUAUGAGGCUAUAGCCUCCACUGCCUUCCCAAAAGGCACUAUGACACUGGGCCGCACCACAAGCCAUGGAAAGGCUCCCAACAUAAGCAGUAGUGCCAGCAUUAGCUCAUCUUUGGGGCAUCUUCAUUUAGAUUCAGUAGCAUAUGCAGAUCAUGGAGCCAUACGCCUCCUCCCACAGCACCAGUGGCCUUCUUCACCACUGUUACGACAAGCUGUGCGAGGUGUAGCCAGAAGAGAAGGAAACCCCCUGAUAGAGCAUCUAAGAGAAUUGCAAAUGGAUAACAACAUGUUCCGGAGAGAGCUAGAUUUGAGAGACAACACUCUUAGUAGUUCAGUCAACAGUAUCAAAACCUUCUGGAGUCCGGAAUUAAAGAAGAAACGUGGCAUAAGAAAAGAGAGUGUGUCAAAGGUGGCCAUGGUGAAGGAGCAGAUGAGUGCAAUGAAGGACAAGAACCAGCACCUCCAGAUGGCCAUCCACGCAUUACAGGAUGAGCUCUGUUCUCAAAAAGACUUGAAUGACCUCCUGCAGCAAGAGAACAGUACAGGCUCAUUAGGUUCACCUUCGGACCAUUUCCCUUACCUGGAGCCCACAGAGGACAACUUUCAUUAUCUCCAGGCUGAGCAUGAGCAGAAAACCAAGGAACUUUUCCUCCUUAGGAAAACUGUAGAGGAAAUGGACCAGCGCAUUAAAAAACAGAAACAUACACUGAACACUCGAGAUGAAUCCAUCAAAAAGCUGCUGGAGAUGCUUCAGGAAAAGGGUCUUACCAGGUCUGGGCUGCCUGACGAUGAGGGACUGAAGAUAUGUCGUGCUGAGGACAUGCUGGGCCAUCUGGGGAACAUUCUAGAGCAAAAAGAGAAGGAAAACAAACAUCUAAAAGAGGAGCUUCAUAGGAGAAACCAACAGACAGAUCCACCCAAGAGCAAAGCUUUACACAGUGUCAUUGACAUGAAGAGCACAGCACAUCCUUAUGGUUUUGACCCUGAUGUUAUUUGGCAGGACACCAAAAUUUCCUCACUGGAGCGGAACAUCCGUGAACUGGAAGAUGAGAUCCAGAUGCUGAAGACCAACAGUCACCUGAACAUGGACAAAAGAGAUGAGAGGCCCAAGCAGAUUGACGUUUACAAGAACCACUCCAAGUUCAUGAAGAGCAAGGAUAGGUUUAACUCACCUGUGUGUCUGGCAACUCAACAAGUGACUACUUGCUCGCUCAACCAAACAUACCUGCUCCCUCAGCAACAGAAGAUUUCAGAGCAAAUGAAAACUGAUCAGCUGAAGCAGGACUUAUCAAAAAAAGAGUCAGAGAUGUUGGCAUUGCAGACUCAACUGGAUACAUUGACCAAUCAGAAUUCAGACUGCAAGCAGCACAUUGAAGUCCUGAAGGAGUCCCUUUCAGCUAAGGAGCAAAGAGCAAAUAUCAUGCAGACAGAGAUUGAUGCUCUGAGGUUGCGUCUGGAAGAAAAAGAGUCCUUUCUAAAUAAAAAGAGCAAGCAGCUUCAAGAUCUAACAGACGAGAAAGGCACUCUGAAUGGGGAAAUUCACGACUUGAAGGACAUGCUGGAGGUGAAGGAGCGUAAGAUCGUUGUCCUGCAGAAGAAGAUUGAAAACCUACAGGACCAGUUAAAGGAUAAGGAUAAACAGUUGGGAUGUUUGAGGGACAGAGUAAAAUCUCUACAGACCGACUCCAGCAACACAGACACAGCCCUUUCCACUCUUGAGGAAGCACUCGCUGAGAAGGAAAGGGUGAUUGAGCAGCUCAAGGAAAAGAGAGAGAAAGGAGACUGGGAUAAACAGGAGGAAGUAGAAGUCUUUAAGAAGGAGAACAAGGAGCUAAAGGACAGGGUUGUGUCAUUGCAGACACAGCUCUUGGAGAAAGAGAGUCUGCUGCAAGGAAAACCAUUGGCCCUUGAACGAGAAGAAGCAUCACAGCUGAAUUCACAGAUCUCAGAGCAAUUAAAAGUCCUUGAAAAAGAGUUGACCUUCCAUAAAGAAGAAUCUGGAAAAUCCAAAGCAGAGGUGGAUAGACUUAUGGGGCUUCUUAAAGAGUUGGAGUCGGAGCGUACGCAAAAGGACAAGGCAAUCUUUGAGCUAGAGAGGCAGGUGACAGAACAGAUCAAUAAAAACCUGUCAAGCACAACAAAUCCCCAGACAGGAGAUAUAACACUGCCUGAUGGAGCAGCACAGCUGGAAGACCUCAUGGGUGCUUUGGAGAAGACAAGACAGGAACUGGAUGUUACUAAGCAGCAACUGUCCUCCACUCAAAAUUCUCUUGCUGAGAGAGAAAGUCACCUCAGCAGCAUGGUGCAGGAGCGUCGGAAACAGCUGGAAGAAAUUCUAGAAAUGAAGCAACAAGCUCUGUUGGCAGCCAUCAGUGAAAAGGAUGCAAACAUCGCCCUCCUAGAACUCUCUGCUCCCAAAAUGAAGACAAGUCAAGAGGAGGUGAUGGCCUUGAAAAGAGAAAAGGACAGGCUCAUGUACCAGCUCAAACAACAGACUCAAAGUAGGAUGAAGCUCAUUGCUGAGAAUUAUGAAGAUAGUCAUCCCCAUCAUUAUCCCAAUCAUCCUCAUCAUCCACAUCCUGGUCACCCGGGUCCAUCACAACAUCGCAGACUGUCAAGAGGAUUUUCCACUCACAGCAAUUCUCAACCUGAGCAGCCGGAGCAGCCUGAGCAACCUGAGCAGGAUGAUGAAGAAGGCAUCUGGGCUUGAUUCCUGGUCUAUUCUGGCCUGCUGCUCCUCUUCUGUUCAAUAGGGAAGUCUAAUGUCGAAGCUAUAAUAAUCACUGCACUGUCUCAUCCUUAUCUCUGUGAGGAGGGCCUCAUCUUUAACCCGAGCGGAAGGGGAAAGGGAUGAUGAGAAAGAAAAUAAGGAGAAGAGGAGUGAAUGAUCAGUGUUGAGUUGGUAGCAGUCUUUUGCCAUCAUUUGCUCUGGAGUUUAUUAUUAAUUGUUGCAAACGAAUCCAUCCAACGACAGUUAAAUGAUUUCCAGCUCUCCGUUAAGAAGGAAGUGGGCAGAAAUCUAAUCGUUGACAGCUGCUGCUCUUCUCAUCAGAUGCUCCUCUUCUGCCUACAUUUCUGAAGUUCCUCGUCACCAUUUGUACCAUAAUUGGCCCCUAUCACCACCAGCAACACAAUUUACUCCAUACGCACUCCUUAAACACCCCACGUACAUUAUGACCCAACCACAAAAAUGUUGCCUCCUUCAUAUGAAUCUUCAUCUGUAACCCUUCCACCCUUCCAUCAUUAGUUAUUCCUUUAUUUUUAUCAGUGUUGUGUAUAUUAAUAUGUAUAACAAACAAAAUGUAAUCACGGUUGUUUACAUUCAAAAUGGUUUUGCUGUUCUUUAUGUCUAUCUUAUAGGAUUUUGAUAUGAAAAUCUUCUGGUUAUGUUAUUAUAUUUUUGUUUAUAUGUAUUUUCUUCACAUAUUUUGUUUCUUUAUAAAAUUCUUUACAGUAUUCCAUUGAAGCACUUGUUGAUAGUAUCCAAGAUUCCCACCGCUAUUUUCUUUAAUGUCUCUGUAACAACACAGUGGUGAUUCAUCUGGUGAUGUAACAAAAAAAGGGUCAACAAAAUUUUAUGGGUCAAAUGUUCUCUCAUUCUGCUUCGCCCAUACCAGGAUAGAGUGUUGAAUGUUGAGAAAAAUAUCCUUCUUUGACUUCAACAGGCUACAAAAAGCAUUCUGACCCAUUUGUAGUAACACAUAUAUCACAUAUUUUGAGUUCACCGGUAUGUGUUUUGCUUUGACAGUUAUAUGUUGUGUGUUUUUCAGGAACGUGUCAAAGGAAAUAGUACUAAAACUGCUUCUUAAUGAGGGUAAAGGCUUACUAAAUCACUGGUCAGACCCUUAAACUUUGACCUCUGGCUGUAAUGUCUUUAACAGUUACUACCUGAAGCCAAAACUAGUGAAGAAGGAAGGAAAUUGUAAAUAGGGUGUUUAAUUUUUACACAAAACGUGCCAAUAGUAACUUAGUAUGAUUGAUUCUACAGAUUCGUAAUUAUCCCGGAGGCCUCGCUAGCUAAAAAGGUAUGCGUAUGAUUAUAUAUGCAUUGUAUGAUUUGUUUAACACUGUGUUCAAUUGAAGGUUGCAUUCAGUGUGUAUUCAGGGUUCAUGGGAAUUGUGGAGUAUUGUUUUUUCCUUGCAAAGACAUCUAGCAAUAGCAAAGCUGACCACACUAUCACCAGUGGCGAAGCUAAAGAGGAGACCUGGCCCACCCAAAAAAAGGCCCACUUAAAAUUAGGGGUUUAAACUGUGGUCUUGUUAAAAUUCUUCACAAAACCCAGAUCUAGCUUGCUUGGAGCUUCCGCUUUAAGAAGCUGCAGUGAGUGACGUAGGCUAGUUCAAUAAGGGUUUUACUUUCUCUAAAACAGACCACCUUGUGCCUUUUUUGCCCCUGAGACUCGUACAAUGUAAUGAGAUGAUAUAAUGUGUGAAAUGUAUUAAAAUUUGUCUUAACACUGGAAUGCACUGUCAGACUUAAAAGUCAAAAUAGUCAGAACAGUGAUUCAAUAAGUAAUGCAUGAUACAAUGUUGAAACGAAGUCACAUUUAACCGAUGUAAAAUACAUUUAGCAAACAUCAUGGCUGUGUCUGUGAUUAUUUUUAUUUCAUCACAGAAAUUACAGUAGCCUGGUUUAGUUUUAUCAGUUGGUGUAGCUUGUGCUGUAUUGUGUGUGUGUUGUGUAUAAAUGAAAUGGUUUAAUAAAAAUGUGAUGAAGUAGUGCACAA